CCAUGCGAAUAUGAGCUUUGGCAAAGUCCCUUAAUUGAGGCUGGAAAUAAGGGGCUGGAUUGUUUCAUGUGGCGCUCACAAUUCUUGCCAAUAUGUUCACAUCUGCAUUUCGCUCGCUCGUCCGAACAAGAUGGAUGUCGCUGAGUGGUUUAGCAAGCUUUAUCAAUCACACCACAUUCACAAAUCCUUCUUCUGUACUUGGCCAAGUGUCUGCCGCGACCAAGGUCAGAGCACCCGGACAAGUUCACGCCGGAGAAUUUAAUAUGAGUUUUAAUGUCAUAUCACUGAGCAAAUGCAGCUGGUAGCCGGAGUUUUCAAA
Microdochium trichocladiopsis is the source of this 319-nucleotide messenger RNA. RefSeq lists its product as uncharacterized. NCBI's taxonomy places the organism in Eukaryota, Fungi, Ascomycota, Sordariomycetes, Xylariales, Microdochiaceae. The coding region runs from base 93 to 305 and encodes 70 amino acids. The transcript has a single exon. The record is from RefSeq and is a predicted model, not a curated record.